GAGCGAUAUGACUUUACACGGAUACAUUUAAACUGCCUCUCUGCUCAUUGAAUAUCCUUCAAAUGGAAAGGAAGGAUAUUUAAAAGCAACUUGCAACCCUGGUUUAUUAUUAAGUAUUUGCGUUGUACCAUUACAUCUCCUUUAAUACAGGUCACAAUGGGAUUACGCACACUUGGCACGCCACUUUACGCAUAUGCGUGCGUCUACAUUUUGGUUUCCAUCCUGCAAACUGCACAGUCUCAGACGAAUCCGGGGACUCAACAAGGGAACAACCAAAGAGCGGCUCUCCGGCAGACACUACAGUGGGCCCACAACGGUAAGGUGUUUAGCAUUUUAAGCCAGGGGUCGCAGUACCAGCCCGGGAGGCGCAGGGGCGCAGCGCAGCAACAAGUGCAGGCGCAACCUCUCACCAUCAUCCGAGAUGCGGACGUGACACAUCAGGAACCCCGGAGCCAGCCGGUGGCCCCGCAGUCCCCCGGGCCGGCGUCCAGCCCACAAAGCUCCCGCGGGCUCCCGCUGCCGCUCCAAAGGCUCGCAAGGGGGCACGAGCACCGCCAGCAUCACCGCGACGGGGCCGGUGAGCGCACGGGGACGCAGAGGAGCAGCAAUGAGACUCAGGAAAAGCCCAGUGUCAGUCCACCUCUGCCCCGGAGAGAAGACAUGAUGGUGGGGGAUGAUCCAUACGACCCUUACAAGUCCACCGAUCAUAAUCACUAUGACGUGUAUGAGAGACCGAGGCAGAGAUCUAGACCCGGAUAUGGCACAAGGAAUCACCAGUACGGUCUGCCUGAUCUGGUACCUGACCCGUACUACAUUGAAUCCUCUUCUUAUGUCCAGAGAGUCCCAAUGUACAACCUGAGAUGUGCAUCUGAGGAGAACUGUUUGUCAAGCUCGGCCUAUUCAGGCAGUGUGAGAGAUUAUGACACCCGCAUGCUGCUGAGGUUUCCCCAGAGAGUGAAGAACCAGGGGACAGCGGACUUCCUCCCCAGCAGGCCACGUUACUCCUGGGAGUGGCACAGCUGUCACCAGCACUUCCACAGCAUGGACGAGUUCAGCCACUACGAACUGCUGGACGCCUCCACCCAACAAUCGGUGGCUGAGGGCCACAAGGCUAGCUUCUGCCUGGAGGACACUUCCUGUGACUACGGCUACUACAGGAGAUUUGCCUGCACCUCACAUAGCCAGGGUCUGAGCCCAGGAUGUUAUGAUACCUACAACGCAGACAUCGACUGCCAGUGGAUCGACAUCACAGAUGUGAAGGCUGGAGACUAUAUCCUGAAGAUCAAUGUAAAUCCCAACUAUCAUGUCCCAGAGUCAGACUACAGCAACAACGUUGUGCGCUGUGCUGUCCAGUACACCGGCAACUACGCCCACGUCUCAGGAUGUCACCUGUCAUCGUAUUAAGAGUCCUUCACAGCAACUCAGCGAGAUGUACUGUAAUUGACAAUGCAGAGGACUGCAUAUAAAACAACACGAAACACAUCUUAAUAAUACAUUUUAUAAUUUUUAAAUACUCAACAUUUUUGAAAUAAGGACUAUCCUACGUCAUGGUGCCAGUAAAACGUUUUUUCUCCACACUGAUAGGUCUAUUCUUAUCUCCUAUUUCUCUACACAUGUUUAAAUGUCUUACUUCUUUUGCAUUGUACUGUAUUCUCUGCAUUUUAUACCACUUGUAAGAUCGUUAAGGAAUUAAAUCCAUGAUAUUUAGAAGCUUAGCAAGUUAAAAAUGUAAACCAGUUUACCCUUGUUGAUAAUUCAACAUGAAUUAUAUAUCACUAUUUGAAAUGAACUGUAAAGGAAAAUGUAUUUGUAUAUUUAUAUGCAAUGGAUGAAACUCUCUUUACUCCAAAGCUUUUGUUGAAACUGAGUUGAAUAAAACUUUGUGACACUGUA
Molecule: messenger RNA, 1893 nt
Organism: Gymnodraco acuticeps
Lineage: Eukaryota; Metazoa; Chordata; Actinopteri; Perciformes; Bathydraconidae
Gene: loxa
Product: lysyl oxidase a
Exons: 7
Coding region: 157-1404 (415 amino acids)
Biological process (GO): peptidyl-lysine oxidation
Molecular function (GO): copper ion binding; protein-lysine 6-oxidase activity
Source: RefSeq, a predicted model, not a curated record